AUGGCUUCACCGAAAUCGCCCAAUGGCGCGGGCCGCCUGCCCGUCUAUGGGACGAAAGAGGACCUCAACGACAAGGAUGAGACAGCCGUGUUAGAUUUCGAGAGACCGCGCUUUGCUCACACAAAGACGCCUGAUCUAUCAGCUGAACAGCAUAAUGGCAGGCUGACGCCAAACCCUCCUGCCGUCCUGGGUCCUUUUGAUUGGGACGACUUUGAGGCGCGGUAUGAAAAGGCUCUGGUUGACGCGGAUGAGCAAGAGCGAGAAAUCCUCAAAGAAGCUGAAAAUCUUGCCAAGUAUUUCCAGGUAUGGUCAUCGGCUGCCUCAGCCCAUGAUGACGAGCGAGCGGUGAAGCGCUUACAGACGCGACAACGCUUUGUGAACAUUUCUGAGGAAAAGAUGGCCCAAAAGCAGCAGCAUUACGAAGAAGUUGUGCGUGCGUUUGAAAGUGCAUUGGCACUCCUUCGGAUGUCGACCAACGAGCUCUCAUUUAAAAUUCCACAGAUAUCAAGUGACGAACUAUCGGAAUUUCACCAAAGUCACUUUUCAAACGAAGCAGUUUCUGAUUUUGGACAACAUUUCAUAACUCUUCCAUCACAAGAAGUCUCCGAGGAUCAGCUGUACGAGGAAUGGGGAGAGGAGGAAGAAGAGGAUGAUGGCCUCGGCUACUACGAAGACGGUGUAAAACGCACCCUCACAGAUGAGCAGAUCGAAAUAUUCAGGCAUUCAGAGCUAAGGGAACUCGAACGACAACGAGAAAAACAAGCUCUGGCCAAAUCAGGCACGCCGCGAGAUGCCUCUAUAAAUGAAACAGAUACCGCUUCUCCCCAUGGACCGGGUGCCCCCACAAGUUCUCGAAGCAAGAAGAAAAAGAAAAAGAAGUCCAAGGCGGUAAAGCAAGAACCUAAGCCAGAUUUACGGAAGCGAACCUGGGAUGUUGUUGAAGCUGGGCUCGAUUCACUUGACUAUGAUUAG
Trichoderma asperellum CBS 433.97 is the source of this 972-nucleotide messenger RNA. RefSeq lists its product as uncharacterized. Lineage: Eukaryota; Fungi; Ascomycota; Sordariomycetes; Hypocreales; Hypocreaceae. The record is from RefSeq and is a predicted model, not a curated record.